Messenger RNA from Dinoponera quadriceps, 1403 nucleotides. RefSeq names its product proteasome subunit alpha type-3 (gene Prosalpha7). The coding region runs from base 140 to 904 and encodes 254 amino acids. The record is from RefSeq and is a predicted model, not a curated record. Gene Ontology annotation, biological process: ubiquitin-dependent protein catabolic process. Gene Ontology annotation, cellular component: proteasome core complex; synapse; proteasome core complex, alpha-subunit complex. NCBI's taxonomy places the organism in Eukaryota, Metazoa, Arthropoda, Insecta, Hymenoptera, Formicidae. The transcript has 4 exons.
CGCAACGCGAACAAACCUAACCUAAUCGCCGUGACUACGGAUUGCCGAGUCGGUUGAUUUUCGCCUAUUCACGUCGCGAUAGACGUGUAAACAAUUUUUCACAUUUCGAGUCUUGCCGUUUGCAUAUCUUCUCUGAAAAAUGAGUUCGAUAGGCACAGGAUAUGAUCUCUCCGCUUCGCAAUUUUCACCGGACGGACGUGUGUUUCAAGUGGAGUACGCUCAGAAAGCCGUAGAAAACGGAGGGACAGUUAUUGGUUUACGGGGCAAAGACGGCGUAGUGUUCGCCGUUGAGAAGAUAGUAACAUCCAAACUCUACGAGCCAGGUGCUAACAAACGCAUACUCAACAUAGAUCAGCACGUUGGUAUGGCAGUGUCCGGUAUAAUAUCGGACGCAAGACAGAUUGCGGAGACGGCAAGGGGAGAAGCCUCAAGUUACAAGGCACAAUAUGGAGUCGGUAUUCCUCUGAAAUAUCUCAAUGAGAGAGUUUCUAUGUACAUGCACGCGUAUACCUUGUACUCUGCUGUGCGUCCAUACGGUUGCUCUGUUUUACUCGGCGCUUAUGAGACUGAUGGUCCAGCAAUGUAUAUGAUAGACCCGUCAGGGGUGUCGUAUGGUUAUUACGGUUGCGCAGUAGGUAAAGCGAAACAAUCAGCGAAGACAGAGAUUGAGAAGCUGAAGUUAUCGGAGAUGACGUGCAAGGAGCUAGUAAAGGAAGCUGCUCGCAUCAUCUACCUUGUACAUGACGAAUUGAAGGACAAGCAAUUCGAACUGGAGAUGAGCUGGGUCGGUGCGCACACGAACGGCAGGCACGAGCGUGUACCGGCUGAAAUAAAGGCCGACGCCGAGAACAAGGCGCGGCAGGCGAUAGCUGAGGACUCGGAUAGCGACACCGAGGAUAUGUAAAGCAUAUAAACACUGCCGUUAAAAUUCUUUGUACUUUAAGAGAUAAUUUAAAUAUACGGAUAUGUACUUGGUCAGACACAUCGCGAUUUCAUCAAUGAACAAAGCGAAUAAAGAAUAUCGCCUUUUGUUUAUAAAACACCGGAGUAUUACGUAUAUAUAUUCGCGCGUUAUUUGUCAGCCCGACAGGGUAUAUGAAAAUUACGAGGUAUAUAGUAAAAAUUCAACAAGUCUCUUUGUGAGUACACAAGCCACAACUUUUUUUUCAGCAAUGAAUUAAUUCAUUGUUCGAUAAAUAAUGAUACCUCCGUUUGUAGGAAAAAAUAAAUUUAUAUUUGCAUGGUACUGUAUAACAACGAAAAACAAAUCAAUUUAUUUGCGAAGCAGCGUAUCACGUUAUUGAUUUGUUGAACUUGGUAUGACGCGAAAUAUUCGCGAAUAUUUCGAAACGAUUCGCAAAGCUAUCUGUGGCGUUCAUCGGCAAACGGUAAUUUCGAUUCAG